Molecule: messenger RNA, 3843 nt
Organism: Aspergillus calidoustus
Lineage: Eukaryota; Fungi; Ascomycota; Eurotiomycetes; Eurotiales; Aspergillaceae
Source: the annotation of a GenBank genome assembly
AUGGCCACGGAAGCUAUGUACCAAAGCCCGCCAGCGGCGAGUGCCUUUCCGACGCCGUCUACAACCCCCAAACGUCCGCCUUCUAUGCAUGCCCGAGCCGAUUCCUCGCCCGGUCCAGCGUCCUCGCCUAUCUCCCUCCCGAACCAUAUCUCCUCUCCAGACGGACGCAGUGAUUUCGACGAUAUCGCGGAUGAAGAUGUUAUAUCGCCGUUAGACCCGCGAAGAUUCACGCCCACAUUACAUGCUUCCCUUGUCUCUGAAAUUCUCUCUCUGCGGCGAGAUGUCGAGAGCAGAACCAAAGCUAUCGAUGUUCUGGAGCGUACCCUCCACGAGUCUCGAGUCGAAAAUGAAGAGUUAGCCGAAAGGUUGUCCAAGAACUCAAAAGAGACGCGGUCACUUAAGCAUCAGCUUCAGCUGCUGGAAGGCGGUAGUUCAUCUGCUCUCACCGAAUUAGCCAAAGAGCGGGACGAUGCACUCGAGGGUAUUUCCGAGGUCCGCAGGAAACUCGAGCAGGCGCAAAAGAAGGCCAAGAGCCGGGAAGAAGAAUUGGAAAGGACUACAAAAAUAUGGACUCGCGAUAAGGAAGCAUGGGACGGCGAACGCAGAAACCUAGAGCGAAAAGUUCAUGUGGUCGAAGGUCGACUCAAGGUAGUCCUGAACGAAGUGGCAGCCGCCCAAGCUGCGAGAGAGCCAUCUAAAGGUGUUGAUAACAACACAAUCGACACGACGAAAGACGCUUCCAUAGGGAAGGACAGCGACUCGGCAAGUAUACAUUCUAGCAGUCAAGGGCGGCGCAGAACUAGCAUCACGAGCAUGAGUAGUGAUGAUGCCGCCGACGAACAUGACUUCCAUAAUGCGCGCUAUUCGGUGAUGAGCACUCACAUGCCGAGCUCGCAGACGAAUCUUGCACAGGAGCUAGCAUUUGACGAAGAAGAGGAGUUUGAUGAGCUUGAUGACGAUAUAGUUCUUGCAGACGAACGCCCUGCGUCGGUGCACUCUCAAUUCUCGAGUUCAAUGGGAAUGGACGCCAAAGCAAGGAAAAUUCUAGGUCUCUCAUUGCAAAGCAGCCUAGACGGCUAUGCAAUGAGACCAGAAACCCCGGAUCUCAAGAGCCCCCCGAUAAUCUCCGCACCUUCUUUCGAGUAUCGAGACACUGGUGUUCAGUACUCUCCGCCUCCGUCACCAACACUAUCUGCUCAGAGCGACAAGGGUGUGAAUGAAGUGGAAGAGACUAUAAAGGUACCUCUCUAUCAGUCAACGGACAGCAGUACCUUGACGUUGACAAUCGAUAUGGUGUCUUCCUCUGCUCAAACGAUUGACGACCUUCCAACUCCUCCUUGGACACCAAGGGUUGAAGCACCCCCUGCGCCGCCCGCACCUCCUGUUGUAGAACGGACACCCAUGGUAUCGUCAUCUGUCCAGACAGACCCUCCUGUCGAAUCCAAGGUUGAGUCAAAGUCUGUCGACACUGGAAUCAAGUCGCCACACAUGGAGGUUCCGAUGAUCACCAUACACCCUCCUCAGUCCGAGCCUCCUUCUCCUCGUGGAAGUGUGGUCCUACCACCUCAGACUAAGAGUGUCUCCUGCCAAGCUGACUUACAGCCGGCCAUCGAAAGCCGAACAAUCGGUAUUCAGACUGAGCCGAUUCGAGUGGACCAGCGGCCUGUCAAACUUCCAGCAAGCUUGCUACCGUCGGCGAUUCCGGACUUCCCUCUAAGUACCGCAUCGCAAGAGCACCACAUUCAGCCGUAUCAUGCUCCUCCUCCGAGAGCGGCCAAGGGCGAGAGGAAGCCACCGCCUCUCGUGGUUGAGCCGUCAUCAGCAGGAAGCAAGACUGGUCCAAUCCAAGCCUAUCCGGGGAACAACGACAACGGACCGUUGUCAGGUGACUCAAAGGCCAAUUUACGACGACCACUUCGAUCGAGCAGUCUCUUUGCCGGGUUCGAACAAGGAAGUGACGAAGAAUCACCUGAUGCCACAAGGGAUGUCUUUACCGAUGAUGAGCUUCUUAAUCGACCCUUUGCGUCAUACAAGUUGCGCAGAGGUAAAUUGGUCUCGGCGCAGGAACGCCGUCGCAGCCUAGACGAGGCCACUCUACCUGAGGUGAAUGAGGAUCUCGACUUGGAGUCUCAUUUUGAGUCGGGCAUUGGCGGAGGUGCUUUGAGGAAUCCUCCCGGAUCGUCUUGGUCACGCCCUGGCGCUUCAUCAAGUAACCGGCAACAGGAUAUACGCCGAACAGCGUUGAUCUCCAGCGGGGCAGCUACCCAUCAUCAGAAGAUGCGAGCGCGUAGCCCAAGCGAGCCAAGUAUCGACAGCGGUAGUGGUAGCAACGCGUCCAGCGUUCCGCCACCUUUCCCCGUUCCGAUCCGACUGAGCUCAAGGAAGUUCCCGCAGAGCGGCAGCGAUGGACGCCAGAGCCCAACUCCCUCGCGCAACUUCUCCGAUCGCCCACGGCCGAAUAUUGUGCGCCGGCCUACACUUCGGCGCGUUCGCUCGGCGGCUGCUAUGUCUCAGACCGAGCAGACCGAGCGGCCGACCACCCGAUCGUCGCCCGCUAUGUCGAUAUCAUCCUAUGCACCAGAUAGCCCUGGUCGCCCGCCAUUGCCUUUGGAUGAUAUUACGAUGCCUCGGCACCGACGAAGCACCCAAGGACGGCCAGUUCGUCAACCGAGCGUAUCACACCAUCUGACGCACGAGAGGCAGGACUCGACAGCCACAUCCGUGCAGCCAACUAGUGUGGUCGAUGCCAUUGCACAGACCAUGGUAGGCGAGUGGAUGUGGAAGUAUAUCCGUAGAAGGAGGUCGUUUGGUGGAGACAAGGACAACUGGGAGGGCCGAAACGCCGAAGAAGUUUCUGCCAGCAUCACCAACAGCGGAGUGAGGCACAAACGAUGGGUUUGGCUGGCGCCGUACGAACGAGCGGUCAUGUGGAGCAGCAAACAACCAACCAGCGGUCCUGCUUUACUUGGCAAGAGUGGUAGAAAGUUGGUCAUUCAAUCCGUUCUCGAUGUGAAAGACGACAACCCGUUGCCCAAGGGCUUCAACGGCCCAGGGCAGUUCAACCGUUCUAUCUUGAUCCUCACGCCUCAGCGCGCCCUGAAAUUCACAGCCACCAGCAUUGAGCGCCACUACAUCUGGCUCACAGCUCUAUCCUUCCUCAGCCACUCAGCCAUGGGCGUCCAAGACCUCGCGGCUCUUCCCCCUGUGCCGCAGGAGGAGUACGUCCGCCCAGCACCGACAGCAACCCUACGCCGCAACCCAAUCCGCGACUCCAUCCGAAUCGCCAAGGGCCGGCCACGUCCGUUCCCCAAGGGCAAGAAACGGUCCUUCACGAAUAGCAACCACCCGGAGCCCGUCCCAGAGCUCCCUGCGCACCUCGAAGUUGGAAACCGAAAUUCCGACGAGGCCGCAGACCCCCCGACGGUGCCGCGGUUCUCGAACCACUCGCGCAAGCGCAGUAACACGGCGCCGCGGAUGCCGAUUCCUAAUAUCCGCAGCUUCUCGAGUCAGAAUACCAUGCCUUCCAUGCGGAGCUCGCCUGACCCGCCGGGGCCAUCCUCACACUCGGGCGGGUUUGCGAGCGUGCGCAGCAGCUUCAGCCACCGAACUUCCGAGAAUAGCGUGAGAACAGGCAACUUCUUUGAUGCAAUCGGUACAGUCCGCAUGGAGGCGUUUAUCGAUCAGACCGACUCGAACCGGUAUCGCAGCGUAGCCGCCCGGCGGCAUACGCGCAAGCCAUCAACGCCCUGGAGUAUGAACCAGGGAUACCCGGAGCCUCUUGAGUUUCCCUACGAAGAGGGCGGCGGGUUCCAUCGCCACGACGACCCUUUCCGUGGGUUCUAA